AUGGAGCCGGAAGAUAUGGGAAAAGGUAAAGUGAUUGCCGCCGCAGCCGCCGUUGAAUCCGAAACAGAUUUCGCAGAUCAUCACUUCAUCGACCAUGCUGAUUCCGAAGAGGAAUUUUCCGAUUCCUUUCUUUGUUGCCUUGCGGCCACAUUUCCUGUUUCUGAGGAAGAAAAGAAAAUGGGGUGCUUCUCACAACAAUUUGGUUAUAAAGCAUGCAACACUGAUCAACAACAUCAUCAUCCAAGGGAUCGAGCACAUGCACAAGACAGUUGCUCCUUCGGGAAUGGGGAAUGCUGUGCAAAUAUGCAGCAAAUAGAGUCUGCUAAGUCUGUUUCCAUGAUUCAAGCUACCACCAUGUCUAUUCCAAACCAAGUUUGUGAUGAAAAUUGCAGCAUGAUCAAACCUGAUAGUGUUGAAGACAAUUCCUCUGAUGAUAAGUCAAACGGAAAUUGCAAGCAGAGUUUUCAUCCAAGGGGUCUCCCAAAAGUGUGUUUGGAGUUCGAUCAUUUUCUGGAGGAACAGUUCCCUGCAGAAUAUGCCCUGAGAAGAGAGGCUGUUCAAGCCAAACAACCACAUGUUCUACUGAAGCUAGUGAAAGCGGUUUUCUAUCUUCCUCAGAGACCACAGGAGAGAAUUUACCAUGGUGGGCUGACCCUUGCUCAAAGGUUCAUGUUGGAGUUGGCUGUGAUUCUUGUGGGGUAA
Dovyalis caffra is the source of this 702-nucleotide messenger RNA. NCBI's taxonomy places the organism in Eukaryota, Viridiplantae, Streptophyta, Magnoliopsida, Malpighiales, Salicaceae. The record is from the annotation of a GenBank genome assembly.